This is a messenger RNA of Xenia sp. Carnegie-2017, 1426 nucleotides long. RefSeq lists its product as uncharacterized. NCBI's taxonomy places the organism in Eukaryota, Metazoa, Cnidaria, Anthozoa, Malacalcyonacea, Xeniidae. The coding region runs from base 305 to 1426 and encodes 373 amino acids. The record is from RefSeq and is a predicted model, not a curated record. The transcript is spliced from 4 exons.
UAGAAGUACACAAACACAAAUAGAAGUACACCAACACAAAUGGAAGAAGACAAACACAAAUGGAAGCACACAAUGUUACACAAACACACAAUUCAACAGCGAAUGAUCAGAUCAUAUUUUUUCUCGUAUACGAUUAGAAGCUUGAGACUUGUUAUUAUAGACAAAUUUUCUGAUGUUUUGUCAGACAUGUGGCACAGCUAUUAACCAUCAAAAAGCCAAUUUCUGUGGGAACUGAGGUGCAGAAAUAAUUAAAUGCACACCGGACCGUGAAUAUGAAGGUACAUCUCAAAGUACAUCUUACACCAUGGAUCAUGAUUGUACAAAGCAGUCUUUAACCUUCUGUGAGUUUGUGGAAAGAAGACAAAAAUUACAGACUCAAGAAGAAGAGAUUAACUCCAUUCGAAAACGGAAGAAGAAUGAACGUGUGUGUCACAUCUCAAAAAAGAAAAAGAACAAAGAAGAACUGGUUAAGAUCAAUAUAGGAGUUGCAGAGGUUGAUGUUGACUGCAGAAAAUUGAAAAUUAGAAGAGGAUCCCUUCUUCCAGUUGAAGUGCUAAAAACUGAUUAUCAUGUUGCUGUUAAAGAAAAGGGAAUUACAAAACAAUUGGCACACAGCAAACAUAUGAGAGAAAUUGGUCAUUGUGGUUGGAUUUUUUUGUAUCCAGAUUUUGAUCAAGUGCUUCAUCUCCCUGGAACACAAAGUCCAUUCUCAGUGGAAAAGUAUAAAGAGUCCAUACGAAGAGCAUAUUCUCGUGUCAACUUAUAUUUAUGUCGAAUACAUGACUAUGAACUUGCAAAUGACCUGGAUGAUAGUGAAGAAGUGGCACAUAUAUAUACUGGGAUGGAGAGCAAACCAUGUUCACCGCCAAUACAGGCAGUUGCUAAUGAUACAUUCCAAGUGAACAGCAAUCUUUGUGAGAUGCCUGAUCCUCUAAAUGCAUUUAACUCUGAUGAUGUUCCAGAUUGUUUAAUGAUAGCUGCUAUGGAAACACCUUCCAAUGAUUUGGAAAAUAGUUUUGAAGGGGAUGUGCAGUUUAGACUUCAUGAAGAUCAGAGCGAUUCACUAAAUCAUGCCGACGUAAUGGAUCGUGGAACAAGUUCAAUCAUGGUGCAGUUUGAAAGAAGCCAGCCUGAAGUCACUCCCGACGAAAUGGAAAUAAUUAUUCAUCGAUCAACACUUGUGAAAGAUCUAAUUGCUGCAUUUUGUGAUCCCAAAGUGUCGAAUUCAAUUUUGUUUUUUAAAGUCGUUGAUGCACGAGGUGUUGAAGAGAGAGGUGAAGGAAAGGGUGUUGCUAGGGAUGUGCUUACAGAAUUUUGGUGUCUCUUCUUUCAGUCUCUUGCUGUAGGAGCCGCGGCUAAAGUUCCCGUAAUACGACAUGAUUACCAGAAAGAUCAGUGGGAAGUAAUAGCUAGAAUAUUGUUAUAA